This is a messenger RNA of Ziziphus jujuba (common jujube), 1871 nucleotides long. Its product is annotated as UDP-glycosyltransferase 86A1-like. The record is from RefSeq and is a predicted model, not a curated record. Bases 195 to 1622 code for a protein of 475 amino acids. NCBI's taxonomy places the organism in Eukaryota, Viridiplantae, Streptophyta, Magnoliopsida, Rosales, Rhamnaceae. Gene Ontology annotation, molecular function: UDP-glycosyltransferase activity. The transcript has 2 exons.
CAAACUAAGACCCGUGAAUUAGGUCUCUCUAUAUACAAAGACAGAGAGCAGCGGCAUGGCGGCCAUUGUUCCCUAGGGAAGCCAAACGUAAACUCGCAGGAGCUCCUCGACCAAAGAAAAAGCUUGAAGCUCAAAAAUCAAAUUAAUUCCAUUUUCAAUAUUCACAGUCCGAAAUUGAACUCAAAAUCAGAUUCAUGGAAACCACUCAUCCCAAGCCCCAUGCUGUCAUGUUUCCCCUUCAUCUCCAAGGUCACGUUAUCCCAGCCGUACAUCUCGCAGUAAAGCUCGCCUCCAAGGGUUUCACCAUCACCUUCGUCAACACCCAAGCCAUCCACCGCCAGAUAAUCAAAUCUCGAUCCCAACACCACGACGACGACCAAGACAUUUUCGCCGGAGCUCGCAAAUCCGGCCUAGACAUCCGCUACAAGACGGUGACCGAUGGUUUUCCUCUUUCCUUCAAUAGGUCCCUCAACCGGGAGCAAUUCAUUGAGGGCUUUCUGCAUGUCUUUCCAGCCCAUGUGGACGAGCUUGUCGGAAAUAUAAUCGCAGCCGAUCCCUCGGUCUCGUGCUUGAUUGCUGAUACGUUCCACUCAUGGCCAUCAUCCCUAGCCCAAAAAUAUAACCUUGUCCAUAUUUCCUUCUGGACCGAACCAGCUCUUGUUUUCAAUCUCUACUAUCACUUGGACCUCCUCGUAAAAAAUGGUCAUUUUGCUUCUCAUGAUAAUCGAGAGGAUACAAUAGAUUAUAUACCGGGUGUUGAGGCCAUUGAGCCAAAGGACUUGAUGUCUUACCUUCGAGAAACAGAGGUAUCAACGUUGAUGCACAAAAUCAUAUACAAGGCAUUCGAGGAUGUGAAAAAGGCAGACUUUAUUCUCUGCAACACUGUGGAAGAGCUUGAACUCCACGCCAUUUCUGCCGUACGAGGGAAGCAGCCAAUAUAUGCGAUUGGCCCUGUUUUAUCCAAUAUUGGGCAAAACGGAAGCAUAGUAGCCACCAGCCUUAGGUCCCAGUCUGACUGCAGCCAAUGGCUGGAUACCAAGCCUCAUGGUUCAGUUUUGUAUGUCUCGUUUGGAAGUAUGUCUCCUGUUAAUGAACAUGAUAUGGAAGAGCUAGCUCAGGGACUUUUGCUGAGUAAGGUGUGUUUUGUUUGGGUGCUACGUCCUGAUACUAUGAGCGAUGCUGAAUCCUAUGCCCUACCCGUUGGAUUUGAGGAUGAUAUCAAAGACAGAGGGUUGAUCGUCCCCUGGUGCAAUCAGAUUGAGGUGAUCUCACAUCCAGCAAUAGGAGGGUUCCUAACACAUUGUGGAUGGAACUCGGUGUUGGAGAGUAUAUGGUGUGGGGUACCAAUGUUGUGUUUCCCUAUCUUGACCGAUCAGCCGACUAACAGGAAACUAGUGGUUGAUGAUUGGAGGGCUGGGCUCAAUUUGUGUGAUAAGAAGCCAUUGACGAGGUUCGAAGUAAGGGAGAAGAUCAGCAGUUUGAUGAGUGGAAAGUCAGCUGAAGUAUUGAGGGAGGAGAUGAAAAAGGUGAAGGAGAUAAUACACAAUGCUGUGGACAAGGAUGGAUCCUCAGAAAAGAGGAUAUGUGAGUUCAUUUGCCAAGUGAAGACCAAAAUUGAUUGAGGAAUAUGACUUAUCAGAAAAAUUAUUGGGCAUAAGAUUCUUUUGGUCAAGAAGAUGCUAGUUCCAUUGUUUGCUACACUCUCAUUUCAUAUAAUACUUUUCAACAACUUGCAAAUUGCAGGAACCAAUUUUUGUGAAUGGUUUUUAGUGAUACGUGUGACGAGCCUAAUUCACUAACUGUGAUUUAGAAACUCUCUGUGCUUGUCUUGUAUUCUAACUUUUUGUUUAUAUAAUUGUCGGAUUGUGAAA